Messenger RNA from Columba livia (rock pigeon), 6378 nucleotides. RefSeq names its product tRNA (32-2'-O)-methyltransferase regulator THADA-like. Lineage: Eukaryota; Metazoa; Chordata; Aves; Columbiformes; Columbidae. The record is from RefSeq and is a predicted model, not a curated record. Gene Ontology annotation, biological process: tRNA methylation. The transcript is spliced from 31 exons. The coding region runs from base 297 to 5993 and encodes 1898 amino acids. Gene Ontology annotation, cellular component: cytosol.
AGAUCCCCGGUUUUCAGCCCUCGUGGGGGUCUCUCUCGCUCUCCCCCUAUAGAAACAGCUUCAGACGAUGUUGGAUUUUAAUCGUUAAUUUGCAGCCUGCGGUGGAUGUAGCGUCGUGCCGAAGGCUGGUGGAGAAGGGGAGCGUCCCUGCCCGGCGUUCGAUUCUGGCUCCCGUUCGCCCGCAGCCUCCAGCACGACCGGCGCUCCCGGUACCCCCCCCAUCCCCGGAGCUGCCGGCUGGUCGGUGGGUACCGCUAGGGGGGGCCGCUGAGCCCGCGGAAGCGCGGCCCAGCUCUAUGGUGGCGGCGGCCCCGGCCAUGGGAGCGGAGCGGGAGGCGCGGGCCUGCGCCGCCUUCUACGGGGCAACGGGCAUCGCCCAGCCCGUGCUCUCCUGCCUGCGCUGCCUGCAGCAGUUUGCGGGGAGCACUGCCAAGAGAUGCAAAGACAAGCACCUGGAGGAGGCUCUGCUGCUGUCGCGGACGCUGAGCGAUGCUCUGCAGGCACUGGGUGAGGCGGAGGCACGGCCCCUUCUCCGCUGUGUCCUGGCUUUCCAGAUGGAGGCAACUGGCAGCUCCAGCUCCUUCCAGAAACUAGAACAGAUCGUGACCCAGCUGGCGGUGGGGAAGGAAGCCCUCCUGGCCCAGGAGGUGGGCGCACUGCUGGCCGGCCUGCCACCGCAGGGAGAGGUGCUGUCUCCUGGGGACCUCCAGUCAGUGUGCAUGUUCGUGGAGGAGAGCAGCCUGGGCCGGCAGCACUGGCGGCAGAACCUGGCCCCGCUGAUGCAGCGCCUGGCCACCACCUUGCACUGGGUGCUGCACAGCCAGCCCACGCCUGGCGGCACGUGGGGAUACCUGGCUGUCAGGGCGUGCCUCCAGCUCUUCCAGGCACUGCCGAAGGACGUGGCCCCCCUAGUGUGGAGCACGGAGGGGAAGAGCGAAGCCCUGCAGAACCUCCUGGGCCUGCUGCUGGAGGUGGCCUGGGGAAAGGCCCUGAACAAGGACACGCGGCUGCUGGCGGGCACAGCCCUGAGCAUGCUGGUGAACACAGCCCCGCAGCCUGAGCGCGGGGCCAGCGCCGUGCUGGCCCUCUUCCAGCUGCCCAACCGAGGUGCAGGGGAACUGAAGUUUGGGGAGCUGGUGGUGGAGGCCCCCCCCACCCUGGAGACAGAUGGGCUGGAGAAACUGGUGCUCACCAGAGGUUUGCUGACAUGCUGCAAGACAGACAUCCUCAGCUGCCAGCUGGAGAGCUUCACCCACAAGGCCUGCCUGCUGCUGGACAUGGUCUUUCCUGCUGUGUGUGCCCUGACCAAGGAGCAUAAGGACUGCCACUACUACUGCUUCCAAGCCUGUGCCCUGUGGCUGCAGCGCCUGCGGGACAGCCUGCCCGCCGUCUGGCGCCUGACGGGGACCCGCGUCCUGGACCAGGACACCGAGCUGCUCCGGCAACUCACCCAGCUCAUGUGGGACAAUGCUGAGAUGCCGGUGGAAGGGGUGUCCGAGUUCAUCCACAGCUCCUUCCGACUGCUCCUGGAGAUCUACCACCUCGAGUGCCAGCACUUCCAGGACCAUGAGAGACCCCUCUAUCAACAGAUGCUACAGAGGGUGGUCUCAAUGCCAUGGCAAAUCAAAGCCAGAUAUGUGCCCCUGUGUGCCAUUGUCCCCUACGUGGGCAGCCAGCAGGUGCUGGACGCCUACCCGGACCUACCGCAGCACCUCCUGAGUUGCCUCUCCACCAAUCACCUGUGUCCCGCAGCCACCGAGGUCUAUAGGGCGCUGGUGCGGCAGCAGUGUGCCGAGGGGCAGGACGGGCAGCAGGGAGCUGGGACGGCUCUGGCAGAGCGGUGGGCGCUGCGCUGGCUGCCCCUGCUCUCCCAGGGACUCCGCUCCCCCCUGCCCAUCCUGCAGAGCAAUGUCACCAACCACCUCCUCGCCUGGACCCUGCGGCAGCUGCCAGCUGCCCAGGCACCACUGGCCGCCCAGUUUGGUGGCCAGGACACGGCCUCACUCCGGGCUUGGAUCUCACUGCUGAAGGCACAGCAGAGCGUGUCGGGGGCUCUGCCGCUACAGGACGGGGUGCUGGAGCGGCUCUGCUGCUGCCUGGGUGCCUGCGAGGAGGGGAUUCGGCUGGCGGCACUGGGGCUCCUCUGCUGCAGCCCCAGCACCAACCGGCCCCUCUCGGCCACCGAGCUGCGGCUGCUGCGGGAGUUCCUGCCCCUCAACCUCAACUGCGACUCCUCCUCGUUCCGGCAGCUGCUGCAGGCAGCGGUGAGGAAGGCGCUGGUGCGGCUGCGGGACAGCUCGCUGGCACAGCUACGCGGGAAGGUGCCCCAGGGUGCCCAGCCGAGCCGGGGAGAAGGGCAGCUCGCCCAGGCAGUAGGCUUUGUGGAGUGGCUGCUGCAGCUCAGCAUCGCCUCGCUCAGCCCAGCCUCCAACUACCAGAGGAAGAAAACAGCUCUGCUCCUCCUAGCUGCGGUUUUGGAGACCUGUACAGACACCUGGAGCCCCGCAAGGAAGAAGGGGCAGCCCCCGCGGACCAUGGCCAUGCUGCUGAGCUACGCCAGGCAGAGCGGCUGUUGGGACUUCUUCUCCCGGCCCAAUUUGCUGGCGCUGCUGAGCUGCUUGCAGGACAGCACUAAUGAGAUCAGAGACUUGGCCUCAGAGCUGCUCGUCCACUUCUUCCCCCCCACAUUCCCCGAGCCCAUCACCCAGGCUCUGUUCCAGCUGGCCCAGGAUGCCCUGGGCAGCCCACGGGUGCAGGAGGCUGAAGCCGGAGCUGUGCUGAUGAAGACCAUCCUGCAGAAGUCAGACAGUGGCACCAUGAAGAGCCUGGCGCUGGAGGCUGAAGCAUCCCUGACACUGCCCAACCGCGGCCUGUGCUUCGCUCAGCACCUUCUCCACGUGCUGCAAGCCCAGUACACUGUGGCGUGCCAGGACCUGCUGCGGGCAGCAGCCACUGCGCCCAUGCACGGAGCCAUCGCAGCCCUGCGGAGAUGUCUGCUCCAGGUGCCGGAGGUGGCCGCCUCAAUGCGGGCAGCAGAGUUGGCGCAGAGCUGGCAGGAGUUCCUCACCCACCUUGUGACCACGGCGAGAGACAUCACCUCCCUCCUCCUGGGAGCUCUGCAGAGCCAGCAAGGCCCCGGUUCCAAUGAACAAGCUGCUGCCCCAUCAUUUGCAGACAUGGGGAACGCCAUCGGCUCCCUCAUCGCGCUGGGGAAAGGCCAGGGACAGGAGGAAGAGGAUGAGGACGACUCAGUCCUGCUGUCAGAAGAGCACAGCCUGAUCCUGACCUGCUGCUGGGUGUCAGUGAAGGAGAUAGGGCUGCUCCUGGGGGGCCUGGCUGAGCUUCUGCUGGACCCAGCGCUGCCCGGCGGAUCAGAGCCGCUCCUGCCGCUCCCCACCUUGCAGGUGGCCACAAGGGUGUUCCAGGAGAUCCUGCUGCGGUGCCGGCACUGGGGAGCAGUGGAGGGCUGCAGCAUGGGCUUCACCAAGUUUUGUGCUGCUCUGCUGAACCACCCGGACAAAGAGCUGCAGGCCAUCCCACAGACCAUGCUGAAACAGGGCUUAGAAGUGCUGAGCGGACCCCGGAGCAGCUCGAUCACACGCCGUGCUGCCGGCUUCCCCAUGCUCUUCCUCUGCAUCGUCAGUGGGGAGGACCCGGCCCAGGCACGGCCGCUGCUGGCCCUCUGCAUCCAGACGCUGCUGGCCUUGGCCGCCACGGCCCUGCCGCAAGACUGGGACCAGACCCUCGACCUCCCGCAGGUGUGUGCCCUCCACGUGCUGCAGACGCUGGUCCGUGGCACAGGGCUGGGCAGCGCGCUGCUGCGGCACGCCACGCCGAUGGUGGCCCUGGCGCUGCAGGGCUUGGCCUCGCCAUGCUGGGCCAUGAGGAAUGCGGCCAUCCAGCUCUUCAGCGCCCUCACGUCCCGGCUGCUGGGCCAGCAGCGGAGCCGUGGGGAGGGCAGCCCGGCGGAGGGGGUGAGCCUGCAAGCCUUCCUGGGGCAGCACCCCGAGCUGGGCUCUGUGCUGCUGAGUGAGCUGAGAGCAGCCACGGAGCCCACGCCAAGGGGGCCCUGCCUGCGCCCCGCACUCCAUGCCAUCCUCACACUCCUGGCCCAGCUGCAGCCUGGCCCUGAUGGCCCUGACAGGCCCUCUGCUCCCUUCCUGGAGCCACUGCUGGGGCUGGCAGGGAGUCCCAUCUAUGCCGUGCGAGCGAUGGCUGCCAAGGCAUUGGUGCCAGCCGUCCCACUGCCCCAGCGCCAGGGAGUCCUCAUGCAGCUGUCCCAGCAGCUCCCCACCACACCCAGACAAGUCCGCUCACACAACACCGUCCACGGGCACCUGCUGCAGCUGCGGGCGCUGCUGGACUGCCCCCCGGGCACUGAUGGGCUGUCGGCUGAGGCGCUGCGCCCCGUGGCUCUGCAGCUGGAGGCGCGGGGCUGGCUGCUCACCCCUGCCCAGCGCUGCCCGCUCGUCCGCGCCGCCUUCCUCCAGGUCCUUGCCCUCCUGCCCGCAUCCUUCAGCCCCAGCUUCACCCAGAGCAUCCACGAUGCCAUCAGUGCUGAGCUGGGCAGCCUCGUGCCGGGGGCAAAGCCAGGAUGCGCCGAGCCGCAGGUGGGCUUGGCCGUUCUUCACCAAACCAUGGCCCAUUUCGUGUGCAGCCAGGCAGCCUGGCUGGCGGGUGCUGAGCAGAUCAGCACCAUCUGUGCUCUCCUCCGGCAGCCAAACCCUGAUGUCCAGCUUGCCGUCCUGAGCUGGGUGAUCGCCAGGGAGGGAGGAACAUGUGAGGAGCUAGAGAAGGCUCUCAGGCUGACAUUGCUGGAGAGCUUGGGGUCGGUGCUGCGAGAGAGAAGGGACAAAGAAUUCCUGAGAUUGUACCUUGAAGCUUUGCUGCAUCUUUACAGAGACCCUUCGUCAUGGUCCCAGGAAGCUUCCCGCAAGCUCCAGGGCUCCUUGGCAGCAUGUCUGGAGAUGCUGCUGCACAUGGUGGAGGCUGAAUGUCCUGGCCCUGACCUCCUCUUCCAGGCGCUGUGUGCCACCAGCCUGCUGCUUGCCCACUGGCUUGAGGAUGAGGACAGCACCCUGGUCGAGCGAUGGUGCAGGGCGCUGGAGGAGUGCAGCCGCUCUGCUUCGUCCGAACUGCUGCGACUGGCGGCCGCCCGCUCCCUGCAGACAGCGGGUGCCGACGUGGUGCAGCGAUCCUUGCACAAUACCCAUCCCUCGCUCGUCCCCGUGGCUCUGCGGCUGAUAAAUGUGGGCAUUCACCUUCUGCAAGACGAGGAUCGGGAGGUCCGGCAUGAAGCCUCGGGUUUCGCCAGCCUCCUGCGGCAUGACCCCAGCGAGCCGCUCCGAGACGGCUGCGUCUUCGUUCAGGACAAUGUUGGACUCCUGGGCCUCCUGCAGCUCCUCUUGGGAGAGUUUGGGGACCACUCCAAAACUUUUGACUUGCUGCUGCAGCAUCUCCCCAUCCUAGAUCUCAGGGGCAUCGUGGAAGAGCUGGAGGCCAACAAAGCCACCAGCUUGUACAAGGAGGAUGAACCCAACGUUUUUGCGGAGCCGGCCAUCCUAGCACAGCAGCUGCUCCCUGUCCUGCUGCAGCUCCUGGAGAAGGCACCCGGCAGCAGUCCGCUCCGUGCCUCAGCUCUGCGCUGGCUGGCGGCCACGGGCCCCGGCGUCCUGCGUGACCUGCGGUACUGCAAGCAUUGCUGGAGCCAAGGGGCUGCUGCCCGUGGGGGGAUGAAGGCGCUGGGCUGUGCCAAGCUGCACGUGGCAGUGAACGUGCUGCUGGUGAGGACCCGGGUGGUGGCACAGGCACUGCGGUUGCUGGGGGACAGUGCUGCCGCUGUGCCAGGGCUGGGCUGUGGUGCCCAGGAGCUGGAGCAGGAGCUGGUGAUGGUGCAGGGGCUGCUGGCACAGCAUGGGCUGGCCCUGGCGCCAAGCCAGAGCGAUGUGCCGGAGGAGCUGGGACCACCGAGACUACCGUCCGGGGCUGCCUGAUGGCCCCAGGCAUGGAGUGGCAUCAUGCUGAGCCUGGCAGCCACGAGGCUCCUGGUUCACAUUGCCAUGUCCCUGCAUUUGCUGGAUGCUCUGGCUGCCAGUCAGGACUGUGUGUUGGGUGCUGUGACUCAGGGGAACCCCGCUUACCGUGUGGGACACACUCACUUCGUUCCCGAUGUUUUGUAACUCUCCAUCCCGGGGACGCCAGCGCAGCGUCACCUCAGCCCAUGCCUGUGCUGCUGCCCACAGCAUCCCACCCUCGGAUCCGAUUGGGAGAAGGGGACGUGCACCCCAGAGCCCUCCCACCACCUUUUUUUAAUGAACAUUUUGGCUCCUCUCUAAUGGCUGACCUGGGCUUUUAUCCCAAAUAAAGAGGUCAAGAACA